AUGCUGGUGCUGCUUCCUCCCGGGUUCAUCGCAAGUACGGGUCUGCUGUUCGACGGAAACUACUCGUGCACGAUCCUGCGAAGCAAGAAGCCGGCGCAGAGAAGUUACAUCAAGCUGACAAACGCGCUGCAGCCAGUGCUGCGCAUCUGGAACACGCACAACGUGAUCGUCAUGGACGUCAAUUUCUACCUGCCCGUCAAGUCCAGCUCACGCCUCUGCUCCUUCACUGAGGUCGGCAAGGGCAUGCUGUGUCCGGCCAUCCACAUCUGGCGAAGCUACGGCGUGCAAGUGGCCAAGGGCGAGGUGUUUGGGCGCAUAGACGUGUUUCGCAGCAUGCAAGCGCGGGUGGAUGGCAUGAGUGUCACCGCCACCUACCGCUUCGUCAACUCUCCCGGGGUUAUCCGCAUUGGGGAGAGCGGGUACGGACCGGAGCUGGUGCGAUCGAAUAUAGUGAUCUCGAAUAAUGAAGCAUAUGGCGUGGAUACACCCAUUGUGAUGCACUGGGGAGCGGUGGGAGUGACAGUGAUCAACAAUUUCGUGCAUGACUUUGGGUUUGCGGGCAUCCGGUGCGGCGCGGACGUGCACUUUGCGGGCGACUGCAUGCUGAGCAACAUCUCGAACAACAUUGUGUACAAUUGGAGGAGGAAUUCGUCAGGGGAUGUGGAUUCGGCUGGGAUCUACUACUGCACACACUGGUUCAGCCCUGGCAACGUGGCAGAGUGCAACUACGUGGCAGGGGGCGACCACUGCUACUACCUGGACUAUGUCACAUCGGGUGUGGUGAUCCGCGGGGGUGCGUGCAUCAACACGUACGACGGCAUCAAAGUCAACAAUGGGAAGCUGAAUGUGAUAAAGCACGUGAUUCUGAAGAACGUGGAGGGCAUGCCGGGCUGGUGCACGUGCUUCACGCCCACCGUCAACAACUGCCGCAAGGACCCCGGCACGUACUGGGAGGCCAUGCGGCUCAAAUACUACGACACAGAUCUCUUUCGCAGG
Molecule: messenger RNA, 996 nt
Organism: Closterium sp. Naga37s-1
Lineage: Eukaryota; Viridiplantae; Streptophyta; Zygnematophyceae; Desmidiales; Closteriaceae
Source: the annotation of a GenBank genome assembly